AUGUAUGCAAAGUGUGGAAGCUUAUUGAAGGCACGUAUAUUGUUUGACAGAAUGCCUCAACGAGAUGUGGCGUCCUGGAAUGCUGUUGUGCCAAAAUGGGAGCUUUGGAACAGGGAAAUGCAAUCAGUUGGUGUAAAGGCUACUUCAGCAACCUUUGCUAGCAUCGUCCCUGCAUGUGCGAAAAUAGGAGCUUUGGAACAGGGAAUGGAAAUCCAUAAAAAAAUUAUAGAGAGUGAGUUCCCAACUGAAGUGGCUGUAUCUACCCUAAUAGACAUGUAUGCAAAAUGUGGAAAUACACAAAAGGCGUGUAAAUUAUUUGACAGAAUGCAUAAAAAAGAUGUGGCUUCGUGGCCUGGAAUGAUUGUAGGCUAUUCACAAAAUGGUAUUGUGAUCUGA
Messenger RNA from Cryptomeria japonica (Japanese cedar), 396 nucleotides. RefSeq names its product pentatricopeptide repeat-containing protein At1g11290, chloroplastic-like. The transcript has 3 exons. Gene Ontology annotation, molecular function: RNA binding; protein binding. Gene Ontology annotation, biological process: RNA modification. The coding region runs from base 1 to 396 and encodes 131 amino acids. Lineage: Eukaryota; Viridiplantae; Streptophyta; Pinopsida; Cupressales; Cupressaceae. The record is from RefSeq and is a predicted model, not a curated record.